Messenger RNA from Aspergillus caelatus, 1814 nucleotides. RefSeq names its product putative pre-RNA splicing factor Srp2. The record is from RefSeq and is a predicted model, not a curated record. The coding region runs from base 630 to 1535 and encodes 301 amino acids. NCBI's taxonomy places the organism in Eukaryota, Fungi, Ascomycota, Eurotiomycetes, Eurotiales, Aspergillaceae. Gene Ontology annotation, molecular function: mRNA binding. Gene Ontology annotation, cellular component: nucleus; cytoplasm; ribonucleoprotein complex. The transcript has 7 exons.
GCUGUUUGGCUCAACUGAUUUUGCAUUGUUUUCCUCCAGCUGGAAAGCUCCAAGAGACAAGUCACUUUGCCUUGGUCACUGUUGGUACGGGGUACUUGACGUCUCUUUUCUCCUUGCACCAGUUUAUUUUUAAACUUUUGGUUCUUGCCGUUUCGUCUGGCGGUCAACACAGACCAUCUUUCUCUGUCUUUCUCUUUUUACUCUGCCUCCCUCAACUCUUUCCCCUCUCCUUAUCCUCCUCUCGCGCACUCUCUUCUUUCUCUGCUCCCGCUAUCUAGCUUUAGUAUAUUCUGUUGGCCGAUAAUCUAACACUGGAAGGGUCAUCCUUCAGCGAUUUAAGUUAAGCCACCGAGAUCCCCAUUGCCCUCUAAUUAGGCGCCACCAGCAACCUUCUGGACCAGCGUCCCACUUGGGAAUUCAGGAACAAUAGCCAUUAUUCCGUUAGGACCGCGGCCCUCUUGAUCCCAAGGUCUCGUCUUACCCCCGGUUUGCGUCGAAUAUCGCCGUUUAACCUGGAAGUGAUUAUCUUCAUCGUACUUUUUGGCCGUUGCGGGUCCUGAGGCCAGAACUAUCGUACUGGGGUUUCUUGUUUACUUGAUCAGUACUAGACGCCAUUCUUCUUUGCCGUCAUGACUGAAGUGUCGUCCACGCGACUUUAUCUCGGGAAUCUUCCCCGCAAUGUCACCAAGCAGGAUAUCGAGGAACAUUUUAGCACCCAUGGCUCCGGAAAGAUUACAGAGAUCAAGCUUAUGAACGGUUUCGGAUUCAUUGAAUAUGAAGAUGCGAUGGAUGCUAGAGAUGUUGUACCAGCGUUCCAUGGCAGUGAUUUUAAAGGCGAGCGACUCACUGUACAAUUCGCGCGGGGGCCACGUCGCAAGGAGAACUUCCCUGGCCCAAUGGACCGUCCUAAUAUGCCUCGUCCCCGUCGCACGGUCUACCGUAUGAUGGUUUCUGGACUCCCGGAAACAAGUUGGCAGGACCUUAAAGACUUCGCACGUGGAGCGGGUCUUGAUGUCGUUUACUCGGAAACCGGCCGUGAACUUGGUAGAGGGUUCGUUGAAUUUGAGACUGCGAAUGAUCUGAAGACUGCCAUUGAGAAGCUCGAUGGGCGUGAUUUCAAAGGCUCCCGAGUGAGUUGUGUGGCAGAUAUCCAGCCUGUUGAUGAGCGCCCUUUCCGGGAUCCUUACCGGUCUCGGUCCCCUCGCCGGAGUUAUCCACCCGUAGAUGAGUACGACCGGAGAUUCCCCCCACCUCGGGGCUACAGUCCUCGUGCUCAUUACCGGGAGCGCUCCCCAAUUCCAAUGCGCCGAGAUUAUUAUGACCGUGAUGGCUAUGGACGCCGUACUCCUCCCCGUCCUCGUAUUGAUGAUUAUCCACCUCCACGUCGACCCUAUGAUGAUCCUUAUGAUGUCCGUCCGCCGCCGCCGCCGCCGCCUCGGUAUGAGGAUCCGUAUAUGCCACCAAGGCCUUACGGACGGCCCCGAAGUCCCCCACGGGGUGAAUAUGUGCCCUAUGACCGCCGUGGUUACUGGUAAAUACCUGUCUCCUGUGAUUUGGUUGUCUUGAAUGCGUGGCGGAUACCCAUGUGCUUCGUGUUCAUCCCCCCCUUUUUUUUCUUAUGUUCCUUUGUGCUUGCUCGAUUCCACUUUCCCCUGCUUUCCAAAAGGAAUCGGUUGCGAUCCAAGUCUACCCUAAUUUCCUGGAAUGGACGCACCGAAGAUGCGACGCGCCUAUUGUCGAAAAAAUUUCCGUUUAUUGCUUGACAUGAGGACAAUUUCUGAGGCCCUUGAGCACUUACUAGAAACCCCCCCCCC